GGAGAGCCGCGCGGAGGAGGCGCUGCAGCCCCAGUAGCGGCGGCGGGCACGGGCCGGAGCAGGCAGGCAGGCAGGCAGCGGCGGGGCUGCAGCGAGGGGGUGCGCCGCGGCGCAGAGCGCACGGGGGGAGUUUGGCGCAGCGCAGGGCGCACAGGACGCAGGAUGGCCCCGCUUGGCGGCGGCAGCAGCAGCCCGGCUCCUGUCUCUACGCUGCGCUGCGCGUAAGGGGCCCGGCUCUCCAGGCGCCCCGGGAGAAGCGCAGGCAGGGGGCGCGCCCGGCAGCUGCCGCCACUUGUUGAUCCAGCCGGGACCCCGCUGCCCGGCGCCUCCGGCCGCUGCGCGCCGGGCACCCAGGUUCCCCGAGGGGCGCUCGCCCCGGCAGGGCCCCAGCCAUGGCCAAGGACCAGCUGAAGCCCCGGCUGUGCCACAUGCGCAAGGGGGAGAGCGGCUACGGCUUCCACCUGCACGGCGAGAAGGGCAAGAGCGGCCAGUUCAUCCGCAAAGUGGAGCCCGGCUCCCCGGCCGAGGCGGCGGCGCUGCGCGCUGGGGACCGGGUGGUGGAGGUGAACGGGGUCAACGUGGAGAAGGAGACGCACCACCAGGUCGUGCAGCGCAUCAAAGCGGUGGAGUCUGAGACCCGCUUGCUGGUGGUGGACAAGGAGACGGACGAGUACCUCUCCAGCCUGCGGCUGACGUGCACCGAGGAGAUGGCGCACGCCGGGAUCCCAGCGCACGCCAGCACGUUGCUGGCCAAAUCGCCCGGUAGCGACAACGGAGACGUAUGGAAACCGCAGCGGGAGCUGAGCGGCGGGAGCGUGAGGAGUCACUCGUCACACAGCUUCUCCUCGGAGAGCGGGAAGAAGGAUUUAAACGGACAAACCAAGGAGCUGCGCCCACGUCUUUGUCACCUUAAGAAAGGGCCCAAUGGUUACGGGUUCAACCUCCACAGCGAGAAGUCCCGGCCCGGGCAGUUCAUCCGUUCGGUAGAUCCAGAUUCGCCAGCCUCCAAGGCGGGCCUGCGACCCCAGGACAAGCUUGUGGAGGUGAAUGGGAUCAACGUGGAAGGCAUGAAGCACUCCGAGGUGGUGUCCAACAUCAAGUCGAAGGAGAACGAAGCCAAGCUCCUAGUGGUAGAUCCCGAAACAGACGAAUACUUCAAGAAACUGGGGGUAAUCCCCAUGGAGGAGCACAUCAAAGGUGGGGUGCCUCAGCCUAUUACCAACGGGUCUGCACAAACCCAGCUGAACGGAGGAUCCAUGUCUUCAUCCCAUAGCGAUCUCCAAAGUCCUGAGAAGGAAUCAGAGGAGGGGGAGUCUGAGAAGAAGGACCCAUUUGAGGAAAGUGGUCUAAACCUGAGCCCGACUGCGGCCGAGGCCAAAGAGAAAGCGCGCGCCAAGCGGGUGAACAAGAGGGCUCCGCAGAUGGACUGGAACAAGAAACGGGAGAUUUUCAGCAACUUCUGAGUCCGGCAGGCAGCUCCUCCCAUUCUCUCCCUCUCCCCCCUGAAGCAAACGUCUCCAACGUGCACCAGCACCAUUCCCAGCUGUCCACUCAAGACGCUUCAUGCUCUGCUCUCCAUUGGUAGCUUUUUGCAAGGCAAAUCUGUCAGAAGUGUCUUUUAUGGACAAGUGAAUCCAGUAGACAGAAAAUGACCAAAGCUCCUCCCCAGCGCGCUCACCCGGCUGUCCCCGGUUCCCACCUUGCUGCUGAGAAAAGACUGGAAAGACUUUUGCUUCUUACUUGGUUUUUUGUUUUUUACUAUAUUGAGCUCCUCUUGUUGCAGAAGGACGCGUCCGGGUGUAAAACCUCAUGCCGAGGGCUCCCAAAUGGCCGACUCUCGUUUGUUUCCAUUCAAAGUGUUAGUUUGGUUUUUCUAAAAAGAAAAAAAAUCUCAUUCUGAGCUCCAGUGGUCAGUACUCGCAUGGUGGGAGAAUGGUCAGUUCUCUUGUUGGCUUCUUCAUGGAGUUAGAAGGGUUGGCUGGUUUUUUUCUUUUUGUUUUUGGUGUAAGCCCUCCCUCCCCCCCAAUCCUACAUCUGUUUCUCGUUAAUGCUGGAACCGCUUUCCCCUGGGAUCCCUUUAACCAGUGCAAUAAAAGCCCUUUUCUCAGCAAACUUCUCCGCCCCUCCCCUCCAAACAAACUCUGAG
Molecule: messenger RNA, 2146 nt
Organism: Pelodiscus sinensis (Chinese soft-shelled turtle)
Lineage: Eukaryota; Metazoa; Chordata; Testudines; Trionychidae
Gene: NHERF2
Product: NHERF family PDZ scaffold protein 2
Biological process (GO): protein localization to plasma membrane
Cellular component (GO): apical plasma membrane
Molecular function (GO): signaling receptor binding; protein-membrane adaptor activity
Source: RefSeq, a predicted model, not a curated record